Molecule: messenger RNA, 447 nt
Organism: Elephantulus edwardii (Cape elephant shrew)
Lineage: Eukaryota; Metazoa; Chordata; Mammalia; Macroscelidea; Macroscelididae
Gene: MCFD2
Product: multiple coagulation factor deficiency 2
Exons: 3
Coding region: 7-447 (146 amino acids)
Molecular function (GO): calcium ion binding
Source: RefSeq, a predicted model, not a curated record
GCAACCAUGGGAUCCCUGCAGCUGCUCAGAGCCCUGAUCCUUUGUGGUCUCCUCUGGGGCUUCUGCAGCCCCAGCGUCAGGGCCCAGAAUCCUGGGGCCCACCCCUCACACCCAGGAAGCAUGGGCCUGGACAAGAACACCGUGCACAACCAAGAGCACAUCAUGGAACAUCUCGAUGGCGUCAUCAACAGACCACAGGAGGAUCUGUCCCCGCAAGAACUGCAGCUCCACUACUUCAAAAUGCAUGACUACGAUGGCAACAAUUUGCUGGACGGCCUCGAACUCUCCACGGCGAUCACACACGUCCACAUGGAGGAAGGGAGGGAACCUGCCCCACCGAUGAAUGAAGAUGAACUAAUUAGCCUAAUAGACGGUGUUUUGAGAGACGAUGACAAGAACAAUGAUGGAUACAUUGAUUAUGCGGAAUUUGCAAAAUCGUUGCAGUAG